Messenger RNA from Penicilliopsis zonata CBS 506.65, 1803 nucleotides. RefSeq lists its product as hypothetical. Gene Ontology annotation, biological process: protein phosphorylation; mitotic DNA damage checkpoint signaling. Gene Ontology annotation, molecular function: protein serine/threonine kinase activity; ATP binding. The transcript has 4 exons. NCBI's taxonomy places the organism in Eukaryota, Fungi, Ascomycota, Eurotiomycetes, Eurotiales, Aspergillaceae. The record is from RefSeq and is a predicted model, not a curated record. Bases 205 to 1671 code for a protein of 488 amino acids. Gene Ontology annotation, cellular component: nucleus.
CUCGAAGCACGCUGCAUUGCAAUAUGCUCCUCACGCGACGUGACCUUCGGAUGGUGUUAUCUUUGGGUUGAAGCUUGAUGACUUGGUUUCUCAUGUAAUGAGGCAAUGAUUCCUCUCUCUACGUUCGUUUUCUACACCAAUUAAGCUGGUCAAAUCGAUUCUCUCCAGAGAGGCUUCCCUCCCUGCCUUCCAUACGUCAGCAGCAUGUCGAGUCUCUAUACAACCGGGCCAGUCAGGGCCUCUGAUUCGCAAAGAACCUUGUCAUAUGAUAAAGAAAGCGCUUUCAAAUACACAACAGAGGGUGAUGUUGAGACAGACAGUGAGGGUUCUGCAGACCAUUCUCAAGCAGCUUGUCGCGCGGAGGAGACACUAGAAGUAGAGGAGGUCGACGAGUCGGUCAAAGAGGACAUGAAGAGACUGGAGGAUACUUUCCCCGGUAUCUCAGAUCGCUUUAGGCUUGUGAAUCGGAUUGGAGAAGGUACCUUUUCUACAGUGUACAAGGCCGAAGACCUAUUAUAUAACCACUAUCGAAAUGACUGGGACGCGUUUCAAGAGGCCCAAGAGGACAAUUGGGCUGCCCCCCCUUCGAAGAGGCGAAGGCUCAGUGCAGGAGACAGACAGUCAAUGCCCACGAAACGGAGGCAGCCUCGAUAUGUUGCCGUCAAAAAGAUUUAUGUGACCAGUAGCCCGCUACGCAUUCAGAACGAGUUGGAGCUACUUCACGAUCUCCGGGGCUGCAAAUCAGUGUGCCCUCUGAUCACAGCUUUCCGACAUCAGGAUCAGGUUGUCGCAGUCUUGCCUUACUUCCCACAUAGCGAUUUUCGCAUCCAAUACCGGACAUUCUUAGUCGCAGACAUGCGCCACUACUUUCGUUCUUUAUUCACUGCCCUGGUCUCUGUGCAUAAACACAACAUUCUUCAUCGGGAUAUCAAGCCUACUAACUUCCUAUACAACCCAGAUCUUCGAGAAGGUGUCUUGGUAGACUUUGGUCUUGCAGAGCGCGAGGGCUCUGAAUACACAGGUACCUGUCUCUGCGUCAACCCAUCACAUGUACGGCGGAAUCGAAUCCUCGGGAGCUACUACUCCACAAACUCGACAUCCGUCCUCGCCAACGGGUACCCUAAGAAUGACUCGAGGCCGUCACGACGUGCAAACCGGGCGGGCACCCGUGGUUUCAGAGCCCCCGAAGUCCUUUUCAAAUGCACUUCGCAGACGACCAAGAUCGACAUGUGGUCUGCGGGCGUCAUUCUUCUCACACUGCUCGGACGUCGAUUCCCAUUCUUCAAUUCCGCAGACGAUGUUGACGCGAUGAUCGAGAUGGCGAGCAUCUUCGGUACACAACGCAUGAAGGCAGCUGCGGCGCUACACGGCCAGAUCUUUGAGUCAAACAUCCCUACGAUCGGCGACAAAGGCUACAACUGGGAAAAGCUGAUCAAAUGGGCCAGCUGCGUCGAGGACCUGACGGAGAGCGAGAAACAAGCCACUCGUCUGCUGGCAGGUCUUAUGGAGCUGGACCCCAGCAAGCGGCUGAGUGCUCGUGAGGCCUUGGAGCAUGAAUUCUUCACGAAACCCAAAGACCAUGACGUGGAAUGGGGAGGGAAUCCGGACGAGAGCGCAGGCUCUGGCGACGAAGCCGAUGAGGACGAAGCGGACGAAGUGGCCAUGGUAUGAAACCUCCCCGCAUGAAAGUAAACGAUUGAAAUGAUACCUCGGCAAAAAAGAAAAUAUAACAUUGUUGAAUUCAUAAUUGAUUCUUUCUAAUCAUGACUUUACUUGCGUAUUUUCCGACGACACCCGGCGACG